AUGGCAAAAUCACGCGUUGCUCCUCUGAAGCCUGUAACGAUCCCCAGACUUGAGCUUACAGCUGCUUUGGUAUCAGUGAAAACCAGUUCUAUCCUUCAAAGGGAACUUGAAUAUGACCAAAUCACAGAAAUGUACUGGACCGAUAGCAAGGUUGUUUUUGGCUACAUCAACAAUGAUGCGAGGCGAUUCCAUGUAUUUGUCGCAAAUAGAGUCCAGCAGAUCCGGGACCAUACCUUACCCAAUCAGUGGAAGUAUGUAGAGACAGAUCAGAAGCCAGCAGACGAUGCCACUCGUGGUCAGAAUGUACAGAAUCUAAUUGAAACCUCGCGCUGGUGGAAUGGCCGAGAGUUUCUCUGGAAACCACUGGAAGAUCAGAGCUCACUUGAUGGUGGCGAACCCAUGUGCAUUUCUCCGGAUGACCUCAAAGUAAAGAAGAUUUCAGCCAUGACUACCCAAACCCGAGAAUGCUUCUCUCUUCCCGAUCGCGUAAAGUACUUCUCCAGCUGGCAUAAAGCUAAGCAAGCAGUUGCUGUUUGCCUUGGUCUCCAGAGAAAAUACAGAACCGGUUCAGAAGGGCAAGACAUGGUGAUAACUAAAGAGUCUAGGUAG
This is a messenger RNA of Orbicella faveolata, 609 nucleotides long. RefSeq lists its product as uncharacterized. NCBI's taxonomy places the organism in Eukaryota, Metazoa, Cnidaria, Anthozoa, Scleractinia, Merulinidae. The record is from RefSeq and is a predicted model, not a curated record.